UGUAUUUUAAGGCAUUGAAUAAUUGCCUCUGUGUCAGCCGCCUUGAGUCUCCUUUGGGGUAGAGAAAGACGGGGUAUAAAUAGUGCAAAUACAUAAAUAAAUAAACUUUGAUUCAGCUUAUUCUGAAAAAAAAUCAGCUUUACAUCCAACAGCCAUACACAAAUAUGUAUGAGUUGCUCUAAAAGGCACAUCUGCAACAGUGGGUUGAAAAAUCAACCUUUUUUUGUUGUAGAUGUAAGGAGUUCGAUCACAUAAGAUCAGCUUUCAUAAUUAUUAUUCAAUGACAUUCUGGAGAUUCUUGCUUUGUCAGAUUCUGGCUUUUAGCCAAGGAGCAUACAUUCACGCCAGUGAGUCAAUAUUUUCAAUCAAUAUGUCUAUCAAUAUGUCUCCUUUGAGUUGGGUAUGUUAUGAAAACUGCUGUGAUUUUUAUCCUGGCACUUCUGUUAUGCCUCUGAUGACUGCCAGCAUGGUAAUCAAAGAAGCAUGUGUUUCACCUUGAUUUUAGUUGGGUCCUUUAACAUAGUAUUGCUUUGUUUAUAGGGUAUUACUAGUUCUAUACAUACCUGCAAUUUCUCUAACUUCAGUUCUUUCCUUCUCCCCAAAACAGCAAAAGUCUUGAAAAAUCCUGCUUUGAGAUGGAGUGUAGAGAUCCAAGCCUUGUGGAGAUUCAUGACUCAGAUGAUGGUGGAACGGCAAAGAGAGUCUAUGUAGUUGACAAAAGUGGAGUGAGCGAGGGCGAGGAAGAUGACCACAUGGAGCACAAAACCAUCCAGCCUGGUAUCCACCAUGGACAAUCCUCUUGGAAGGCCAGUUCGCAGCAAGGUUCAGCGAUAGAACGGCAAGGGGGCCUGCUACCUCCUGGCAGCUACUGUGAGGGUGAGGCAGCGGUUGCAGCCAACAUGGUUUCACGAUCCAGCAAGCAGCGCCCUUUCAUCUGUAAUGAGUGUGGCAAGAGCUUCAGUCACUGGUCGAAACUGCUACGGCACCAGCGCACACACACAGGUGAGCGGCCCAGCACCUGCACUGACUGUGGCAAGAGUUUCUCGCAGAACUCGCACUUGGUUCAGCACCGCCGCACGCACACUGGUGAGAAGCCCUAUGUUUGCCGCGAUUGUGGCAAGAGCUUCAGCUGGAGCUCCAACCUGAUCCAGCACCAGCGCAUCCAUACAGGGGAGCGGCCUUACACCUGUGGGGACUGUGGCCGCAGCUUCACCCAAAGCAAAAACCUGGCCAAGCACCGGCGGACACACACAGGAGCCCGGCCAUUCCGUUGUCCUGAGUGCGGGAGAGGCUUUGCACACACGGCUGGCCUGGUCAAACACCAGCGCCUUCGUCAUGACACAGAUUCUCCCAUAGGUCACCCCUGUCCAGAAUGCGGCCAACGCUUCCGCGCCCCAUCCGAAGUAGAACGUCACCGGGUUGCUCACCAUGGUGUCGCCCCAUCCGAGCCCUUCAUAUGUGUGGAGUGUGGAGAGUGUUUCACUAAAAGUACCACAUUGGUCCGUCACAAGCGAGUGCACAAGCCCAUCUUCGUGCGUUAAAACGUUUAAUCCCUCUGGGGGAUGAGCAUUCUUAACCGCGUCUGGUGAGGUUUACAGCCUAGAGUGUACGGGCUGGGGGGCCAAAGUGAGUCUCUAACGGCAACCUGUGUCUUGCUUGGGCAGACCAAAGGCUCUGUUAGACCCACCAUACAAGACCACUAAGCAGUGGCAAGGGAAGGAGGGAGGAAGUUGGACUUCAGCCAUGUGAUAUACGAUGGAGAUUGCUUUGAAGGCAAGAUUUUGAUUGCAUUUAGUCAAGACCAAAUGCAAUCUCCCUUUUGAGAAUAUACAGGUACUGCUACUGUACAUAACAUUGAGGUGGGAGUAUUCUUUAGAUAGAAGCCAUAGUAGAAAGCCUCAAGGAGAGGAGGAAAGAGCUUCAGACAAAAGUAAGGCUUCUUGGCACUUUGGUGGACAAAUGGACUCUCAUUGGAGAGAGAGUACUAUGCAGAAAAACUGAGUUCCCUCAAGGAAGGAGCAAGGAAAAGAAAAGAAAAGAAAAGAAAAGAAAAGAAGGAAAGAGAGGACAAAUAAUAUAGGUGGGGACGAGAGGUUGGAAUCAACCUUGUAAAAUAAAUUAUUGUGUACCCCCUAUCUCAAAGUGCCAGUCUCUCUCUCUCUUUCUCUCACUAACCACUUCUUGUUUCAUACAUUUCUGACUAAGAGGAGCUGUUCAAAAGACAAAAGAAAAUCAGUGGACCAAAUUCCGAAAAGAUAACAUUGCACAGCUGAAAAGGCUAUAAAUAGAUAGACCAAGGCCCAUAAUUUGAAAGUAAGAAAUGAAAAAGAAUGGGUUAUUGCAA
Molecule: messenger RNA, 2344 nt
Organism: Anolis sagrei ordinatus
Lineage: Eukaryota; Metazoa; Chordata; Lepidosauria; Squamata; Anolidae
Source: RefSeq, a predicted model, not a curated record